Mytilus californianus (California mussel) is the source of this 8049-nucleotide messenger RNA. Its product is annotated as activin receptor type-2A-like. Gene Ontology annotation, biological process: activin receptor signaling pathway; protein phosphorylation; cellular response to growth factor stimulus. Lineage: Eukaryota; Metazoa; Mollusca; Bivalvia; Mytilida; Mytilidae. Gene Ontology annotation, molecular function: activin binding; ATP binding; activin receptor activity. Bases 199 to 1749 code for a protein of 516 amino acids. The record is from RefSeq and is a predicted model, not a curated record. The transcript is spliced from 6 exons. Gene Ontology annotation, cellular component: activin receptor complex; plasma membrane.
ACUAGAUGAGAACGCCAUUUUGACAAGAAAAACAAACAAUUUUAGUGACAUUUUACAUGUUAUAUAUGGCUCACACAGAGCGUUAUAAAAAAUCAAAAAGUUUUUGUGAAGCACAUAAACACUAUCUUAUUUUAAAUCAUAGUCCUACUUUUUAACAAUUUUUCUAAGGUCGAAUCUUGAACAUUACUCUGCUCCUCCAUGAUGUUGGCGACUCUCCGUCUGUUGUUUUUCCUACUUGCAGUUGCAAAAAAUUGUGAUGGAUUUCCAAUGGAUCCUGAUUACAAUGAAGAUGCUGUUAAUAUAAUAACAUGUGCUGUCAUUCCUGAUGGUUGUAAAUAUGAAGACAAAAGUCGAUGUUCUCAAAUAGAAAAAUGUGCUUCUGUGUAUGAUAGUUGUUUUAUUGCAUGGCAGUCAGUAAAUGGAUCUGAGGACAUUGUGAAACAUCAAGGAUGUUGGACAGCUAGCCACACAUCAAGAUGUACAACAUCAGAAUGUAAACAAGAUCCAAAUAUAGGAGCCUUGAAUUUUUGUUGCUGUAACUCUGAUUUAUGUAACACUAACUACACAAUAUUUUUUGGUAGUACAACACCACCUGAAGGAGCUAGACCGGUAGAAACAGAGAAACCCGACAGUGUUAGAGAGACAGUAUUGUAUUCACUAGUACCUAUAGCCAUAUUAGUCUUUAUUAUUAUAGGGAUUUUCUUCAUGUGGAGAUUUUAUUAUAAAGAUAGAUUUGGGCAUGAGCAGCUUCCAACAUUUGAUCCUGUACAAAGUACUCCACCAUCACCUCAACCAUUGAAGCCUGUACAGUUGAUUGAACUUAGAGCACAUGGGCGUUUUGGUGAAGUAUACAAAGGCACAAUGGCAACAGAGGCUGUGGCAGUCAAAAUAUUUCCUAUGAAAGAAAAGGUGUCAUGGAUGAUGGAACAAGAUAUUUAUAAACUACCUCAUAUGAAGCAUGAUAAUGUUUUGCGAUUUAUUGCUGCAGAAAAACGUGAUGAUAAAUUAUGGUUAAUUUCUCAGUUUCAUGAUCUUGGCUCACUAUGUGACUACCUGAAAGGUCACAAGUUAACCUGGUUGGACAUGUUGAAGAUUGGUGAGAGCAUGGCUAAAGGUUUAGCUUAUCUACAUGAUGAUAUACCAGGUGCUGGUCAUUCUGAGGCAAAGCCAUCAAUUGCUCAUCGAGAUUUCAAAAGCAAGAAUGUUCUUUUGAAAUCUGAUCUAACAGCUUGCAUUGCUGACUUUGGUCUUGCUCUGAAGUUUGAUGCGGGAAAAAGUGCUGGUGAAAUUCAUGGUUUGGUUGGAACAAGAAGAUAUAUGGCACCAGAGGUCCUCGAGGGAGCUAUUUGUUUUAAUCGUGAUGCUUUCCUAAGGAUAGACAUGUAUGCAUGUGGAUUGGUUCUGUGGGAGCUUGUAUCUAGAUGUUCAGUAGCUGAAGGUCAAAUAGACAACUAUCAGCUGCCAUUUGAAGAAGAAGUGGGGACUCAUCCUACUUUAGAAGACAUGCAAGAAUAUGUUGUCUUGAAAAAGUGUAGACCAACUAUAAAGGAAACAUGGCUGAGACAUUCGGGUCUGGAGGUAAUGAUUAACACCAUUGAAGAAUGUUGGGAUCAGGAUGCUGAGGCCAGAGUGUCGGCUAAUUGUGUGCAUGAACGUUUGAUUGCCUUGAGCCGAUUGACAAAUGUGUCACCUGUUAUUUUUUCACCAAGUGAGGAAAUACCAUACCAGAUAUCUUCCAUUUCAGCUUAAGGAUUAACUUAAAGGGUUUCUUGUAUUUGCAUUAUUCAUAAAAGACUAGGGUGCACGUCUAGUAUUUAAUUAUUCAGUUGGUUUAAGUUCUAUAAUAAAAUAAAACAGUUUUAUAGAUUUAAAAAGGCACACAAAAGAAGAACACAAAUAAUCAAAUUUGAAAUCUUUCAUAUUUUUUUCAUGUGAAAAAAGAAAUAAUACUGUAUAGUUAGAUUGAUGAAUUAAAGGUGCACACAAUACUAUUUUGUAUAAUGGUAUAAAAGCUACAGAAGGACAUCAGUAUUCAAAUGUAUUCAUAAAAGAACACAGAACUGAUUAAGACUUCUGUCUGACUAGAUGUAAAAUCGGAUAUGAGAAAAUUCAAGGGAGACAAUUCAUGUUAUCUCAAGAUAUGUUUCCAAUGGACAUGUGUUAUAAAUGUAUUUGUAAAGAGGAAGUUCAGUCUAGAAAAAAACAAUGCAUUUGAAAGUUUCAAAAAGGAUUAAGAAUUUAGUGUUUACUAGAUCAUCAUUGUCUUUUUCCUAAGUUGAUAGGUAUUUAUUCUGCAGUUUAUAUUGUAAUGAACUGUAACAAUAAGAAAAUAUACGUGAAAUAAGACAACAAUUGUAAGAAAAAUCACAAGUAACUGGAGAGUUAGGAUUAUAGGUAGAAUUACAUCAAAUGGCAUUUCAUUGUAAAUUUUUGUAUAAAAAUGAUGUAUUAUACAAUGAUAAUUAUUAUAUUAGUGGAAAUCAAUAGUAUAUGGGCAUUGUAUUAUAUUAAUGUACUAAAUGGUUAGAUUUAUGUUUCAUACAGUGCUUUAACUAAAUCCUAAUCAGCACUUACAACCAUGUUCUAGCUUUCGAGGUAAAAUUCAUGUCAGAGCAUGUUUUGUUUUAUACAGUGAUAGAAGAAAACUUAUUUAUUAAAAAUCACAAGGUUAGUUAGCAUGUUUAAUAUUUGUAUAUCAUUUUAUCAUAGCUAUUUCAUAAUUCAGGGAUGACUAAAUACCUCUUUACACACAUGCAACUUAAUGUAAGAAAGAAAUUCUGCUGACUAUGUUACAAUUCAUUCUUGUCAGGUUGUUAACAAUGUUAAUUAACAUGUUAUGUAAGUCAAACCUAUGUAUGUGUACUAUUUUAAAUGGAGUCAUAAAUUAUGUCAUGAUGAAUUUUACCAAAAACUUGGAUUUUCCCCCAAAAAGUGUCAGAUUUUACCACACUAAACUAAUAACAGGGCAGAUGAUAUGUGAUAAAUUUUUGUUGACAUAUUUAAGAGUUAAUUGUAGUAUUUUCUAUGGUCUAAUGAUGAAAAGACUCAUUUGGUGUCAAAAACUUUGGCUUUUUACUUCUGAUUUUAUCUGAAUUUUUAUAUGCGUGUAGGAUUAAAUGUUUUAAACAGAACAUCCUUUUUUUUCCAAUUAAAAUAAUAUGGAAAAGACAAAGAAAGAAAAGGUGAACUAUGUAUAGGUAAAGUUUAUUUUUAAAAUCAUUUAGUCAUAAAUAUUUUUGGAUUUGAAUAGGAAAGUAGUAAAAGCUUCUUUGCAAAUAGACAUUAUUGUUAAUUGUGUUUGGGUUAUCCAGAAAAAAAUGGUAUAUGAGUUGGAAGAAAUUUUUCCCAUGCUCACUAUCAUUGCUAAACCUGAUAAGAAAUUUAAGCAUUGCCCUUCUUAAAUGUCAUUCAAAACCCAAUACCCAUAUACUUUUUAUCUAGAAUAUCCCUUUACACAAUAAUCUGAACUGCCCUAAUAAUUAUCUAUAUGAAAUUUUGAGUCCAACAUGACACCAGAAUUUCUUAUUUUUACAAGAAUACAUUCAGGAAAUAUGGCCACACCAAUUUUUUAUUAAGUAUUUUGGAUUGUUGAAUGACGAAAAUGUUUUCAGAUUAACAGUGAUGUAUUGUUGUACGUGUUUGUGCAGUCUAUUCCAUAUAUGAAUAUCUAAUACCCAAGGAAGGCACAAAGUAAAUCAAUAUACAAGUUAUAGUUCUGUUAAGUUUGCAGAAAAGAAAUAAUCUCAGUGUGCCUUCUCUGUGAUAUGUUAUUUGUUAAUGAAAUAAGCACAGGUAGGGAAAAAAUUUUAAAUAAAAAAGAUGAAUAACUUACGAUUUUGUUUUAUUUUUUCAAUAAUGUUCAGUAUGGAAUUGAAUUCUGAUAUGUUUUCCUCUUGAUGAAAAACAGAUAUUCAGUAUGUAAAUAAAACAUUGUCUGCUAAAUACUUGAUGCAGAAAAAAUCCAAAGAACUUAAAAUGAAAUGUGUGUGGUCUAUAGUUAUCAGUGCCCUUAUAAAAAUGUUUUACUCAAGAAGGUAGCAUUUUCUCAUGAACUUUCUGUAUGUAGUAUUCCCAAAUAAGUAGCUUAGGAUAUGUUGAAAUUUCUCAUAAGACAAUGUGUCACCAUUUAACACUUUGUUUACAUUAUGCUAUUCAGAAUUGUUGACCACAGUGCUAAUUUCAAACACUCCAUCAAUCAGAUAUAUAAUAGAAAUUCAUCAUGUUAUUAAACUUUCAUGUAUUUACCAUGAAGGAAGGUUUUUUCUUAUAACAAAGUCACAAUCAUGUUUAUAUUACUUGUUGUAUAUUGUCAAAUAAAAUAAACGACUUUCUUAAUUUUUAAUAAUUUUUUUUUAAUAGUUUUUUUUUCAAGCAGAUUUAUCAAAGAAAAUGUAUAUGUAUCCCGGUGAUUAAAGCUAACUGUGGCACUUGAUAAAAAUUAUGGGUAAAUUUAGUCUUUCAUUGAUCAUUUACCUUUGAAAAAAUAUGUUGUGGUUUCGUAGCACUUGAUCUUGAUAGAUUAAAUUAAUAGCAAAUCAUGUUAUUAUUGCUAAUAAUGUUAUGAUAAAAUAGUUUUGACAAAGAUUGAAAAGAUAUAAAGUUUGAGUGUUGAUAUUAUUUCUUGGAAGUACCAAUAGAUAGAUUAUAUUGUUUUGUUUUUUUUAAAUCUUACAUUUUCCAGGAAUAGGCCAUUUGUAAGAAAUAAAUUUCUGCCUGUUUUAUGUCACUUUUUAAUUUUAAGAUAUGUUUACUAGACUAUAAACAACAAAGGAAGAAAUUAGGAUUACCCUUUAUAGCCAUAUUAAUAAUUUUGUUAUACAUACUAUAAUUUUAUUAAUAUGUGAAGAACACAUUUCAAAGUUUUUAGUGCCACAUAGUUUUAAGGAUCAAAUGUUUGUUUUUAAACGACUUUGAUAAAGUGUGUAGACAGUUUGUUAUAUUAUUUAUCAUGAGUUUUUGUUUUUUUAGGGGUGGGAGUAUAAAUGAAUUGCACUCUACUUGUCAUACAUAUGUUGUAAGUUGUAUAUACUGCUAUGUAAAUACUUGUAAAUAAUCAUAAAGCCAGUAAAAUGUGGAUUUUUUUAAGUAUGUGUGUUAUCUAUAAUAUUAUGCAAAACCACUAGGUUUGUAAAAUCAGGUUUUCACUGUUAAUUCUAUUUAAAUAUAACGCUCUUUAGUCAAAUAUACUGUUUAAAAGUACUUCAUAUACUGGUAUAUCUCUAUUUCUCACCUGCCAAACACACAUUCAGAUAUUUUGUUUUCUCUAAUUCUUCGUCAAUUUAUCCCUUUCUGCACCCAUUGUAUAAACAAAAUUUAAUCAACGUGUGGUUCGUUUGAUCUCAGUUCUUCAUUGGUUAAAAUCCGAUUAUGACGUCGAAUUUUCUUGCUUUCCUCUGAAUUUCCUAUUGUGACGGCAUGAAAAAAGGCGACCAUGCCUGAUGACGUCACAUAGAAAGAGCACAUCUUUUUGCAGAUCAUUUGAAAAGAAGGAAUAAAUUUGCCUGCGUAUUGUUUGAAAAUCAUUAGAGAAACAGAUUCCACCACCAAAUCUCGUGUAAUACGAUAUUUAUCCACUCUUGACAGUUAAAUUUUAAAUACUUAAAACGCUCGGCAAGCCUCGCGUUUUAAAUUUGAAAAUUUAACUGUAUCGAGUGGAUAAAUAUUGUAUCACACUCGAUGUAGUGGUAGAAUCUAUAUAUAUCUAGAAAAAGUACACAUUUGUUUCUCUAAAAUUAUAAUAUAGAAUUUUUCUAGAAAAGAAAUUUGAAGACUUUUUUUAGAAAAACUGCUUCUGCUUUUUGUUUGUGUUGUGCAAGAAAAAGAUCAUUCAUGUUCUUGCAUGAGUAUAUUUAAGAUUUGAGUUUUGAUUUAAUCAAAUCCACUUAAAGAUGAUUGCUGCUGAAAUAUAAAAUACCAACAUUUUUUAAAUGACCGGUUUUAGAUUGAAAAUGUACUAAAUAUUAAAACUAUAGGACAAAAAUAUCAGUCCCUUUGAUAUUAUUUUUUGGCAGGAAUAGACAUCUGGAUAUUUUAUAAGUAAUAUGUAGCCUGAAAGGAAUUACAUCCUUGAAUAAUUAUGCCCUAAUUUUAUGUUAAUUGAACUGAAAAUUGCCAUUGCUUCUCUUAUUUUAAUGAAAUAUACCAGUUAUCAAUGUAUUGGAGAGUGGGAUAAGUGAAAUGACCAAUUCAUUCAUUUUUAAACAGUUUUGGGAAAGUAAAUGAAAUUUUAAUAAAUGUUUAACAUCGUUUAAUAUGGCAAUUGUUUAUUUUUUACCCUUGGUUUUGUCAAGUAAGUGCAUUAAGUUCCAGUCUGAAACAAUUCCAAAUAGUUGCAAGUCUUUUAUGAAUAAUUUUAUAUAAAAAAUAUCUUUAAAAACAUUUUCUGAAUUAUUUUCCUAAGUAAAACUUUUGUAACUGAAUAUAUUUAAAUUGUAAGAAAAACAGCACCAUGCUUUUUGUAACUUGACAAAAUUUGGUAAUAAAAUUUAAGAUUGUAUAAUUGUAAAUAAAAAUGAAGGUUGCCUCCCUUUUACCAGGUUUAGGUUGGUAGAAAAAUUACCAAUGAUGAUUUCUGUAUUUUUCCCCCAUCAUUUAGCCACACCACCAUGGCAGUUUAAGAAUAUGAUAUUUUGAUAUAUAAUGUUUGUAUAGGCUGCUGGAGGACUGCAUCAUGAACAUUAAAACUGAAUCCUACCUCCCUCAUCCACCUCAAAGAUUGUUUCAGUGAUUACAAAAAAGAAUAUGUCAAUCUAUAAAGGACUGGGAAUAAUGGGUACCUUGUUUUGUGAAGUCAACUCCACCUUCAGUUUUCCUCCCAAGGCCUUCAACUUUCAUUUAUGUUUGUAUAUAUUCUGGUAAGAUAUGCACAUUUUGUGUACACAAUUGGAGAAUUUCUACACAUUUUCUACAUGGACAAACCUGUUCAGUUUCAUCAAAAUUCUUCAAGGAUGGUGUCAAUUUUAUGAAAUCAACUCCUACAGAUUUUAAUCCAGAACCUUUAAACCUUUUUUUUUUAAAUAGGUAUAUACAUUACAUUGAAGAUGUGACGUAAGAUAACUUUCAACUCUCAAUAGAGGUACCCCUUUUUUGACAACUUUGUCUUGUUUUGCUAAUAUCUCUUGGGAGAAAAGCUCUUCUUAAUUUUGUUGAUAUGCACAAGCCUUUGAAAUGAGUUUUUGACAGUUCAUUGACAGCGAAAUUCUGCAAAAUGCGAUAAUGAACUCUUUUAAUAUUAAACCAUUGUGUGCUUGCAAUAAGCAGUCAUACAAUUUUAUCAAUAUACUAUUUUUUUUAUAUUGAAGGGAGGUAUCUUUACUGAUUGUGCAUUGAAAUUUAAAGGUUUAUCAUCUUUAAAUUUGGCUUUACUCAGAAAGUCUAUUGUAAUUUAAUCGCUUAUAUUAUCAUCAAUAUUAAAUCUCAACCCAGUUAAAUUAGAAAUGAAAAAUAAUACCUCAUACUAUUAUUAUUAUUAUUGAUUCAAGUGUAAUUUAGAAAUUGUUGAUUAUAAAAUGUAGGCAGUAUGAUUUCAGUGAAAAAGGCUGUCAUAUUUGGAUACUUGUGUGUGAACUUUUUGUAACUAUUGUAUUUCCUCUUUAAUAGAUUACAGUUGUGUAUCAACACAUUUAAGUUGCAAGUUCGUUUUAUAUGUAUAUAGAAUAAAUUUUUUUUUAUUAUUAAAUUUUUUUUAUCUUCUAAGACAGUUUAUUUUUUUUUUAAUAUUUCACUUGCUUGAUUAUGUAGUAAAGUAUAUUGAAUAUAUUUUACAGUGUAAUUUGUUAUGUGUUAGUUUUUGAUAUCAAAUUGAUUUUGAAAAGAUGAACUUUUAUAAGCAUUUAGGAAAUGUGAUUUUUGAUUACAGUGAAUUGAUAUCAUGUAAAGUUACAAUUCAUAGGUUAUAACAAAUCUUUUUAAGUACUAUCAAAAAGAAUUUUGACUGAAAUUGUUUAAUUAUUAAGAUAUGUUUUAUGAGUAUGUAUAUCUUUGUUAUUGAGAUGUUGCCAUUGUGUAAUAAUUGUUUUAUUGUGGACAAUAAAACUAAAUAUAAUAAAA